GGGAGUGUCUAGCUACAGUUGGUAUCUGUUUACUGAAUAUUUCCCCUUUUAGUCUCUGUGGGGAGCAGGCUUGGCUACUAACUCUAUACUAGACAAUUAAAUUAUGUAUAAAAGUUUCAGAAACAAUGCCAAAUUGGACUGCAGAAACAUUAAAGGACAGCCAGAGCUUUGGAAGUUUUGGCAAAUCUAGGGGAAAAGCAACGCAUCCUUAUGAUUGUUGUUCACAACCAUUUGGGAAGCCUAAUCUCAGCUUUUAUCAGACAAUCAGAAGACCACUGAAGAAAUGUAAUAUUUUAUUAAAGAAUUUUCUUAAGGGACCCUCUCGGACUUCCACCGUAGAAACAAGCCAGUCUCCAUCUCUGGAUGAGUGUAAAGCCAUAAUCAGAGAACUGGCCACCGAGCUACAUCGGAUAUCAAAGUAUCAAGAUAAUUUCACCACCAGCCACGAGGAUGGCUACAGCCUGGCAGAGUGUCAACAGUUCAUCCUACAAUGGGCGGAGGAGUUGAGCAUCUUACCAAAGAUAUCCGUGGGGCAAAGCAGGAGCUCACCAAAGCGUUCCUGCUGGGAGGACUAUGAGAUAGAGGAGAGAACAUCUCCAAAAGAGGCUGAGAGAAGACUUUCAAAAGCUCAACACAUCGUCUCAGAAUGGGCUGCAGGACUGCAAUCACGAAAACAGGACUCAGUGUGUCCAGUAGAGGAUGUGUGUUCAGUCCUACAGGAUCUGGAGGGACAGUGGAAGAGAGGGAAACUACCCAACAUGCUCCCUGUCAUGGACUUCAUCAUCUGGACGGUGUUACAGGAACAACCUCAAGAGGGUUCCAUCCCAGAGCUGUGGCUCAAAUCCAAGCAGAGGUUCAAACACUCAGCCUUCACCACAGUGAUUCCUGAACCAGUAUGGGACUGGAUAAGCAAAGCAUCAGUUGACAUCCUCUUGGACCCUGAAUCAGCCAAUCCAGAUUUCAUAGUGUCCAACAAUCAGAAACGUGUGAGAGUGGGCAAAAUAAUAGAGAGUGAACAUGAUCCUAGAGACGGAUACCGUCACUGCCUCGCAUCUCCCAAGUAUGACGGGUGGUGGUGUGCACUGGGAACACAGGGCUUUACCAAGGGUAGGCAUUACUGGGAGGUGGGGGUGGACGGGAAGACAGACUGGAGGAUAGGGAUAGCUAGGGAGUCUGCACCAAGAAAAGGCUUCAUUGAACUGAACACAUCAACAGGUUACUGGACACUUCGGAUGCAGGUCAGUGGGCUGAAGGCUCUAACUGUUCCGGCUGUUGAUAUCAAGAUUCCAGAACAUCUCAAGAAGAUUGGGGUCUACCUUGACAUUGAGGAGGGGCAGCUCUCCUUUUAUGACAUUGUAAGACGCAGCCAUAUCUACACCUUCAAUGACACGUUUUCUGAACAGGUUUAUCCAGUCUUUGGCACAGUAGAGACAGACAGAGACCUUAUCAUACUGUAGUACACAGCUAAAUAGAAAAGAAAAGUCACAGAAGUUUUUGAGGAUGUCUCAUGACUAAGAACCACCCUAGACCACCCUAGACAACCGUAGACCACCCUAGACAACAGUAGACCACCCUAGACAACAGUAGACCACCCUAGACAACCCUAGACAACCGUAGACGACCACCCUAGACCACCCUAGACCACCGUAUACCACCCUAGACAACCGUAGACCACCCUAUACCACCCUAGACCACCCUAGACAACCGUAGACCACCGUAGACAACCGUAGACAACCGUAGACCACCCUAGACCACCCA
Oncorhynchus tshawytscha (Chinook salmon) is the source of this 1758-nucleotide messenger RNA. Its product is annotated as E3 ubiquitin-protein ligase TRIM69. The transcript is spliced from 11 exons. NCBI's taxonomy places the organism in Eukaryota, Metazoa, Chordata, Actinopteri, Salmoniformes, Salmonidae. The record is from RefSeq and is a predicted model, not a curated record. Gene Ontology annotation, molecular function: protein binding. The coding region runs from base 126 to 1457 and encodes 443 amino acids.